CUUCAAUAGUGUUCGUUUAUUUGUAACGAUUUUAUUUCGUCAAACUCGCCGAAGACAAAGGACAACGCAAUACAAAUAAAAUUGCUAUCUCACUCACUCAUAGCAUAUUACGGAACAUUAAUAUUGCUACAAAAAACGCGAUGUUCGGAGUGAAGUGAGCGAUUUUUAGCAAUCAACGUUGUCGUUCAAUACAAUCGAUCUCGAUCCCAAUCUUAACAGGAAUUGUAUUGCAUCAUCUUUUUACCACGUUUUUGUAUACCGAACGACCAUAUUUUUUUCAGCAAAAGUGAAUUUAAACAAUUCAGUACUUGUUUAUAUAAUUAGUCAGCAAGAUGGCAAGCGACAAUGAGCUAUUUAACAGGCGGAAAUAUGUAAAAGGCACGAUGACGCGCCUACGCAACUCGCUAACGUCGGAAUUCCUCGCGUCCGCAUCCGAACAAAUGUUACGCACGAAGGAAGAACAUGCCCAUUCGAUCUUCAAGGAGUAUAUAGACCUGACUGUUCAGGUCAACGACGACCAUGAUCCCACUCCUGUUGAAGAGGCGUACUUUGUGUGUAUGGACUUACUGCGCACUACUUUGCAGUCAAGAUUCGGGACGACGGCGGCGGCGGCAAAGCCAAGUGGCGGUUCUAAUAACGUCACGUCUAAGUUAAAACUCCCUGAUAUUCAAAUUCCACCAUUCGACGAUUUCAUAAAAUAUCUUGAAACAAGAGCUCUAGCUCUCGAAAACUCGAGCAACAAUGAUGUCAUCGGCGCUAGGAAAGUACAAGCUACUGCUGCAGUAACAAAUAAUCAUGUAGCUAAGUGCUAUUACUGUGGUAAGUCAGAUCACAAAAUAUUUUCAUGCCCCAAGUUUUUGCUUGCAUCGAUUGCAGAACGUGUUGAAUGUAUAAAAGCUAAAAAGCUAUGCAAAACCUGCUUAAACAGCCAUACAGGGAAAUGUCGCUUUCAUUUUAAAUGCACUCACUGCAAGCAAAAUCACAACACGCUCUUGCAUGAUGGAAAUGAAACAUCAUCAUCUAGUACUGAGGGUGGGGUAACGUUGCUGUCAGGCUUAAAUGACAACAACCAAGUUUUGUUACCUACUGCCAAAGUAAAAAUAUUAACUAAAAAUGGGCAGGAAUUGAUAGUCAAGGCUUUAUUAGACUCUGGCAGUCAGUCAUCUUUCAUUACAACUAAAUUAGCUAAUCUAAUUGGGAGAAAUCUACUAGCUACAAACACAGAGGUUUCUGGCAUUGCUAAAACUGGAAAGAAAAUACAAAGUUCCUUGCAAGUGGACAUAUUUUCAUGUGCUUAUCCCUAUAAAGUUAAUACUAACUGCCUAGUGGUGGACAAAAUAACUACUAACUUGCCACAAAACAGUUUUGACCUGUCACUUAUUAACAUUCCAAAAAAUUUAUUACUAGCAGAUGACACAUUCAAUAAAACAAGCGAGAUAGACAUUUUAUUAGCUGCUGACAUCUUUUUUCAGGCGUUGCUGCCCCAGCUUGAGGACCAGCACAAUGAGCUCAGCGAUCCCGCGACACCCCGACUCGUUCACACGCAGUUUGGUUAUUUGGUUGCAGGAAAAGUCCCCGUACAGUCUCCCCAUGAACUUCAGAGUACCCCUGUUUCUUUGUUUUGUCAAGAAUGUAAAACAGACUUAAAUUCUAAUGUUAUUCAGUUCUGGAAAUCUGAGGCUGUACCAGAAAUAUAUCCUGAGCACCCCACGUCUGAACAAAAAUAUUGUGAGGAAUAUUUUAAUGAAACGGUUCAACUUGUUGACAAUAAAUUUGAAGUCUCAAUGCCUUUAAAGAUUCCAAUUUACGAUGUAAACAAUACUUUAGGGAAUUCUCUAGUUCUCGCUAUGCGCAGAUUUUUGAAUUUAGAGAAAAGGCUCCAUAAAGAUGAAGCUUUGUUCAAAGAAUAUCAAAGUUUUAUUCAUGAAUACAUAGACCUUGGCCAUGCCAGCUAUGUCGAUAUUUCUAGUUACGAUUUUAACAAAGAUGCGGUAUACUUUAUGCCACAUCACCCUGUCAUACGUGAAAAUGCAGUUAGUACUCGUUUACGUACAGUAUUUGACGGAUCUAUGAAAACAACAAAUAAAAUUUCUCUGAAUGAUAUUAUGUUGAAUGGCCCUGUGGUCCAAAACGAAUUAUUCGACACUCUAUUGUUGUUCAGACUAAAUAAAUAUUUUUUCGCUUGCGAUAUUAGGCGUAUGUUUAGAAAUGUUUUAAUAGAAAAAAGUCAGAGGUCACUCCAAAAUAUAUUAUGGAGAGAUGACCCCCAUGAAUCCAUAAAAUGUUUACAAUUAAACACUAUUACUUAUGGCUUAAAAAACUCAUCUUUUUUAGCAACAAGGUGCUUAAAUGAGUUAGCUUAUAGAUCUAAAAAUGAAUAUCCUUUGGCUGUCCCAGUAAUUCUAAAUGCAACAUAUGUUGAUGACAUAUUGUAUACUCAUAAUGAUUUAAAUGUAAUAAUAGAAACAAAAAGUCAACUUUCACAAUUGUUAUCUAAAGGUAGUUUCUUCUUGCAUAAAUGGUCAGCCAACGAUUCCAGUAUUUUACAGGAUAUUCCGAAGGAACAGAGGUAUUCUGGAGAAAUUAACAUGCAAAAAGAUGUUAAAACGUUAGGGUUGAAUUUUGACGUCAAUUCAGACACUUUUAAAUUUUCCCCCCCGCCUAAGCAAUCUGUCAAGACCAAAAGAGAAAUCUUAAGUUUUAUCAGUAAAUUUUAUGACCCUCUUGGACUGAUUGGACCAAUCUUUGUGCAAGCCAAACAUAUUAUGCAAAAGCUAUGGCUGUCCAAAACAGACUGGGAUUCUAUUCCUCCGCCAGAAUUAAAUAAUAAAUGGCAAUCACUUUAUAAUGACUUAACUAACAUGUCAAGUAUUCAUAUUGAAAGGAAUACAAUGUGUAAAAGUGAACAUCAAACAUUUCAAUUAAUAGGAUUUUCAGACGCAUCCAAUGUGGCAUAUGGUUGUGCAAUUUAUGUGAGAACUAUUGACAUGCAAGGUAAAGUUCAAAUGUCACUAUUAUGCUCUAAGUCACGCAUAAAUCCCAUUGCACCUAAACAGUUAACCAUCCCACGUUUAGAAUUAAACGCUGCGCUUUUACUUGCCAAGUUAGCUUCAAAAGUAUACAAUACUAUUAGUCAGAAACAGAUAGUAAAUGAAGUUCACCUUUACACAGAUUCACAAGUCGUAUUGGCGUGGUUGAAGACCGAUCCAAUCAAAUUAAAAUCUUAUAUUGCGAAUAGAACAAAAUUAAUUACUGAAUGUACUAAUAACUUUAAUUGGUCCUAUAUACAGACAGAUAAAAAUCCUGCAGAUUGCUUGAGCAGAGGAACAAGUCCCUGCGACUUACCAAAUCACCACUUAUGGUGGUCAGGGCCUAAGGAAAUGUCAGAUUGUAAUUAUAAAUUUAAAAAUUGUACUUACCAAUUACCCGAGGACAUUCCUGAAAUUAAAUGUUCACAGAACGAGGCGGUCUGUGCGGCGGUAUCGCUGAGCUCAAAUGGGUCGUCAUUCCUUGAUAAUUUUAUUCACAAAUAUUCUGAUAUUAACAGAAUGAAACGUGUACUUGCAUAUGUCAUUAGAUUUUGUAAUAAUUCUAAACCUAACUCGGCCAAAAUUAAAGAAAACUUUGUUUCCUUUGCUGAGACUAACAAUGCAUUUUCUCUGCUUAUAAAGCACGAACAGCUCAAGUAUUUUUCUAAAGAUUUAAAUGCUUUGCAAAACGGUAUGCAAGUACAAGCUUCUUUAAGAGGGCUUAACCCGUUUAUAGAUGCUCACGGUCUUCUCCGGGUAGGAGGUAGACUGCAACAUUCUGGUUUGCCAUAUAACCAAAUGCAUCAAAUUAUAUUACCUAGGCAAUCUCUAAUUACUUGUAUGAUAAUUGAAAAUGAACAUAACAAGCUUUUGCACGCAAGUCAAAAAUUAAUUUUGUCUAGUUUAAACCAACGUUAUUGGAUUGUCAAUGCUUUACGCUUAAUUAAGAGUGUAAUAUAUAAAUGUACAACAUGCUUUCGUUUCAAGGCUGAAACAGCCAAACAGCUGAUGGGUUCACUCCCUGCGGACAGGGUAACUACUAGUCGACCAUUUAAAAAGGUCGGAAUGGACUUUGCUGGGCCUAUUCUUGUUAAACAAUCCCGUGUUCGAAGUGUCAUUACAACAAAGGCUUACAUAAUUAUCUAUGUGUGUUUUGUAACAAAAGCCUUACACCUAGAACUAGUGUCGGAUCUUACUACCGCCACAUUUUUAGCAAGCUUUAAAAGGUUCAUAGCACGAAGGAAUGUUCCAACAGAAGUCUAUUGCGACAAUGCUAGUACUUACAAAUGUGCAAACUCACAGUUAAAAGAAUUGUACAAAUUUAAUAGCUCAGUAGCUCAUCAGCAACAGGUGCAGAGUGCAGCCUCACAGUUGGGAAUCAAUUUUCAUUUUAUACCCAGCUACUCCCCGGUCUUCGGUGGACUAUGGGAAGCGGGAGUAAAGAGCGUUAAAUACCAUCUAAAGAGAGUAUUAGGUAGUCACAUUCUCACCUAUGAGCAGCUGUACACUGUACUUGUACAGAUAGAAGGCAUAUUAAAUUCUCGACCUAUAACACCAAUGUCUACAGACUGUGAUGAUGUAUCAUAUCUCACUCCUGCUCACUUCUUGACAGGAAGCCCCUUAACUUGUUUACCAGAGCAAGAUAUCUCACAAAAUAAUAUAAACACUUUUAAGUUUUGGGAAAAAUGUACAGCUCUAAAACAACAGUUCUGGAGACAGUGGUCAAAACAAUAUUUAAAUGUAUUACAGAAUAGACCAAAAUGGAAAGAUAACAUGCCAAAUGUAAAGAUAGGCGAUCUUGUCAUUCUGAAAGAAUUGGACACACCCCCCAUGACGUGGCCAAUGGCUAGAGUCACAAAGGUAUUUCCAGGUAGUGAUGGAAAAAUAAGAGCCAUGGAAGUUAAAAAAGCAAAUGGUAAUUAUCACAAAACUUCUAUAACUAAAGUUUGCAUAUUGCCUUUAAAUUAAAUACCUAACAAUUUAAGUAAGUUGUUAUCAGGCUCAGUCUAACUACCUAUUAUUAUUAUUACCUGUGUAUAAGGUUGUCCAGUUCUCGUAGGCCUAGAUGCUUCUCAGGUAACCUAAUUGUGCCUGAGAGGAUGCCAAGAGACUUAGGCUAAGUUAAUUAAUAAGUUUAAUUAAGUUGAAUUGUAAAACUAUUCAUUUUCCUAACUAAAUUAUAGUUAUGUCACUAAGACUGGUUACUUACCAAUUUACGUUUGUAAAAGGAACAAUUCCUAAGUUAUAUAUAAGAGUAAAUAAUCGAAUAAUAACUAUAAGAGCAAAUAAUUGAUUUCACUAUUACUAGCUGCCUAUGUAACAAGUUCAUAAACUUAAAAUUUAAUUUACUUUACUUAAUUAUAAAUGUAAAAAAUAAAUACUAGAUACUUACAUAGGUACUUACCAGUAAUACUUACCUCAGUGGUUGUAUAACAUAAAAGUUAAAAAGGUUAAGUGAAAAACAAAAAAAAAAUAAUUGUAGUUAUGUUUAUUGUAAAAUUACAGUAACUUAUAUACUAGUAAACCAUACUUACAUAAUUGUACUUACCUUCCAAACUUAAGCUAGAUAAAUUAAAAGUACUUAUCUUCUAAACUUAACCUACUUAAACUAAAACUAUAAAUAGAUAAUAUUAUAAAUAAUAAGUUGAAUGUGUAAUUGUAAUAGAUAGUUCAAACUAUUCUUCAUAGCACUGACAAAUGCAAAAGUUAUCGCACACAUUUGAAUCAGUUACCUAUUAAUUAUAUACUUACAGUCCAUUAUCGAA
This is a messenger RNA of Pectinophora gossypiella (pink bollworm), 5794 nucleotides long. RefSeq lists its product as uncharacterized. Gene Ontology annotation, biological process: proteolysis; DNA integration. Bases 333 to 4997 code for a protein of 1554 amino acids. NCBI's taxonomy places the organism in Eukaryota, Metazoa, Arthropoda, Insecta, Lepidoptera, Gelechiidae. The transcript has 2 exons. Gene Ontology annotation, molecular function: nucleic acid binding; aspartic-type endopeptidase activity. The record is from RefSeq and is a predicted model, not a curated record.